AUGAUCCUCCGCCUCCGCACAUUGCCGUAUCCUUGUGGUCACCUACAACCAGUGCGAUGUGACCGGAAUAAACCGUAUGAAAACUGUAUUCGCCGUGGUGAAGCUAGCGGCUGCACAUAUGCUGCCGCUACUACUUCUGCUGUCAAUACUUCUCGGCCAUCCCAGUCGGAUAAUGUCCAGGACAGGAUCGGUCGUUUGGAGAAUGUUGUUGGCUCACUAGUACAAGAAUUGAAUUCCCCAGUGGCCAAUCGAACGACGGUGGAUAUUCCGUCACCAUCGGACACUACUCAACAACCCAUCGAAAACCCCGUUGGGCGCAUGCAAGUCAAGCAGAACGAAACGAACUAUGUGGGAAGUGAGCAUUGGGCUGCGAUUGCUGAUACUUCGCAGCUGCCAGGUGGCCAAAAGACCAAUGGUGAACAGUCAUCGCAGUUGCCCGACCUUCUUCUCGGGCUGCGCACUGGUUCAACAGUCAAGAACAUCCCGACUACUGUUAGUCUCAACUGGCUCAGUAUCCUCUUUAGUAUGAUGUGCCUGGCUACCGAUAUCCUGGUACAAUGCGGCGAACAGGUACCCCGGGAUGCCUCCAAGCCUCAAGAAUCCGUCAUACUAUUUCGUCAAUGCAGCGCGCAAUGUCUUAUCUUGAGUGACUAUACCAAACCAAACAAUUACACGGUCCAUGCACUCCUGUUAUACUUUUUUUGCGAGAUAUUACGAUUUCACGAUACCCAUUUUGGACUUUACCUCGUCCUGUCUAUGAUCGUCCGUGUUGCUAUGAGGAUGGGAUAUCACCGCGACCCAUCACACUAUCCCAACAUUUCCAUCUUCGCAGGCGAGCUGAGACGGCGAGUGUGGGCCCUUUUGGUUCAAUUGGAUGUCCUUGUAUCGCUCCAAAUAGGCCUACCCCGACUAAUCCAUGAACACGAUUCCGAUACAGCGUCGCCUCGAAAUAUUCCCAAAGAAGAUAUGGACCCGGAAAUGACCAUACUCCCACCGUCGCGACCUGAGUCCAGUGGCGCAGUCCUGUCCUAUAUGAUAGCGAGGAUGAGAUUAAUGUCCGUCCUGGGACGAAUUCACGGUCACCUUACGUCUAUCCAUCCACUCUCCUACAAUACCGUUAUUCACCUCCAUGGGCAGUUGAAUACGCAAUACAAUACUCUCCCGUCAAGCAUGAAGGUUCAGAAACACCCUUCCGUGACCGAUUCUGCGGCUGUAGUAAUGAGACGUCUGUCACUGGAUCUGCUUUUCCGAAAGGUCCUAUGUGUAUUGCACCGCCGGUACAUGAAGUCGCAGAAUCAUCUGUCGUGGGAGACGUGCAUUGAAGCUGCACUGAAAAUCAUCCAUCACCAGUCAUUCGUGUAUCGGGAAUCCCAACCCGGCGGGCCAUUGCGGGGCCAUCUAUGGAAGAUAACCUGCGUGGCUACUUAUGACCUCCUUCUUGCUAUUAUGAUUCUCUGUCUUGCGCUCCAUUCUGGAUUCGGUUCCGAGUCAGAGUCCUCUUCUGCACUUGACCGGGACCCCAACAGGCAACAUCCAGAGGCUCUGCCCAGUGCACUAAAGGAAUCAUAUGCGAUAUGGGCAGAGUGGAGCAGCGAAAUGAAAGAGUCCAGGCAAGUGGUAGAAAUUGUGAAAAUCAUGUUGGACCGGGUUAAGGAAGACGACUUGACAUCUCUUGUCAGACAUCCGAACAAUGGCACUGAGAACCUCCAAGUCAUUCAAAAUAGCAGCUACUCAGAUGUCGACCUUUCUUCUACCGGUGACGGUAUAUUUCCCUUUUCAACUCCAUCCGACCCAUCGAAUGCAAUGAACAUGAGACUUCCAUUGUCUCUUCCAGCGGGUGACAUAGCAGAAGCCACCUCUUCCUGUUUAGGGGGCAUAUUUAACCCCAUGGAUGACUUUGAUUGGGCAUUAUGGGAUAGCCAUUUGCAGGAAAAUGGCAUCUAUUCGCAGAUUUCAUCCAGCAAUCACAUGUUUUGAGUGGUUGACUGGUAUUUGGAAGAUAAAUGCCCAUAAUAAUAUGUUUUUAUGAUCCUGGUCACCCAGAAUGUUAACAAUAAAGCCACUCAUGUUCUCAUGCGUUAAAAUCUCAGGGACUCCCCGAGGCGAUUUAGUACAGGGGCAAUAGCCCUUGAUUCAUAUUGAUUAGAGGCGAGUCCCAAUCUUUACCAACCGUCAGACGGCAGUCAUAUAAGAUAAUUCCGCCUUGGUCAUACAUAGUGACGCCAAUCAAUUACUUUUCAAG
Messenger RNA from Aspergillus glaucus CBS 516.65, 2242 nucleotides. Its product is annotated as fungal specific transcription factor domain-containing protein. Lineage: Eukaryota; Fungi; Ascomycota; Eurotiomycetes; Eurotiales; Aspergillaceae. Gene Ontology annotation, cellular component: nucleus. Bases 1 to 1977 code for a protein of 658 amino acids. The record is from RefSeq and is a predicted model, not a curated record. Gene Ontology annotation, molecular function: DNA binding; zinc ion binding. Gene Ontology annotation, biological process: DNA-templated transcription. The transcript is spliced from 6 exons.